CAUUAAGGCAACCACCACCACCUUCUGAGCAUAAUGGCUUCAAAGGCAUCUCCAAAUCGUCUCCUUCUAUGCUUCUCUUUCCUUGCUUUUCUCAUUGCAUGCAAUUGUUGCUGCAAAGAACCAGAAGAAAAUCAUGGAGCCAAGGUCAAAGGCAUGUUCGUGUUUGGUAGCUCUCUGGUUGACAAUGGCAACAACAACUUCAUCCAAAACAUACUGGCCAAGGCUGAUUAUUUGCCCUAUGGAGUAGAUUUCCCUCGUGGUCCUUCCGGGAGAUUUACCAAUGGAAAGAAUGUCAUCGACCUCCUCGGUGACCACCUUAAGCUUCCUUCCUAUAUUCCGCCAUUCCUUGAUCCUUCAACGAAGGGAAAUAAGAUCGUUAAUGGCGUCAACUACGCGUCCGGUGCUUCUGGAAUACUAGAUGAUACUGGUUCACUUGCUGGAAAUGUGAUCAGUUUAAAUCAGCAAAUAAGAGAGUUUGAGGAAGUGACUCUGCCGGACUUGGAGAAGCAGCUGGGGUGCAAUAGCAGAGAAUCACUUCCCCACUACCUGUUUGUGGUGGGAAGUGGCGGGAACGACUACUCACUCAAUUAUUUUUUGACUAGAUCCGCGAGCAAUGUGAGUCUUGAAGUUUUCACUGCCAAUCUCACCAACAACCUCUCUCUCCAACUCAAGAAACUGUAUAGCUUAGGUGCUCGGAAGUUUGUGCUCAUGUCGAUCAAUCCCAACGGGUGUAGUCCGAUGGUACGGGCGAGACAGCCGGAGCAGAAGGGUUGUGUGGAGGAACAGAACGAGGCUGCUCUCCUCUACAAUGCCCACUUGAAGUCAUUGGUGGAUCUCAUCAAGCCACAAAUGCCUGCUUCUAACCUUGUUUUUGUCAACACUAACAAGAUGAUCAUGGACAUCAUCGCAAAUCCUGCAUCUAAAGGCUUCAACGAUACAAACAAUGCCUGUUGUGACGUCGAUGAUGUAACAGGAUCUUUAUGCAGAAGAGGAGGGUCAACAUGUGCAACAAGAAGCACUCAUUUGUAUUUUGAUGGUUUGCAUCCAACUGAAGCUGUGAAUGUUCAGAUAGCAGCAAAGGCUUAUGCUUCCACUCUGACAUCUGAAGUUUAUCCCAUCAAUGUUAAACAACUCUCCCUGAUUUAGAUUUCUCAACCUUUUCUUUUGUUGUUUGAUCUAGCUUAGAACUUGAACAAUGUAAUAAUAUAUAGUAUAUUAUGGCAGUAUAUAUAUAUAUAUAUAUAUAUAGACUCUCUCU
Messenger RNA from Cornus florida, 1258 nucleotides. RefSeq names its product GDSL esterase/lipase At1g29670-like. The record is from RefSeq and is a predicted model, not a curated record. Lineage: Eukaryota; Viridiplantae; Streptophyta; Magnoliopsida; Cornales; Cornaceae. The coding region runs from base 34 to 1146 and encodes 370 amino acids. Gene Ontology annotation, molecular function: hydrolase activity, acting on ester bonds. The transcript has 4 exons.